Cladocopium goreaui is the source of this 1205-nucleotide messenger RNA. The record is from the annotation of a GenBank genome assembly. NCBI's taxonomy places the organism in Eukaryota, Dinophyceae, Suessiales, Symbiodiniaceae.
GCAUUGCUUCGAGGAAGACUCCCAACUAUGGAAGGGGUGCUCACGCAUCUCACGCAUUUGGAUGGCUUCUCCAAGGUUUUCAAAAAAUCCAGGGUCCAGGGUCCAGGGUCCAGACUUUCUGGCGCCAUGACAUUCAAUGGCUACUUGGGCAGAUGUCGAGGUGUCGAAGUAUUUGAGAAGCUCAAUCGACUGGGCGAAGGUACUUAUGGCACCGUCUACCGCGCCCGGGACACAGAGACCGGCGACAUUGUCGCCUUGAAGAAGGUGAGGAUCCAUGCAGAGAAAGAGGGCUUCCCAAGAAUUUCCUUGCGGGAAAUUCGGCUUCUGAAGCGUCUCAGGCAUCCCAACAUCGUGGAAUUACGUGAAGUGGCAUGUGGCCGGCAAUCCGGGAGUGUCUUCCUGGUCUUUGAGUAUUGUGAGCAUGACGUGGGUGCUUUGUUGGACUUGAUGGAGCGGCCUUUUAGCCAACCAGAGGUGAAAUGUCUUACCUUGCAGCUGCUGAAAGCGGUUGAGUGCCUACACCUUGCCUCGGUGAUCCAUCGGGAUAUCAAGCUGUCAAACCUGCUCUUGAACAACAAGGGCGUGCUGAAACUCGCUGACUUUGGUCUUGCCCGGGAAUUUGUGGACUUUCAGACUCCCAUCACACAAAAUGUGGUGACGCUCUGGUACCGAGCGCCUGAACUUCUCUUUGGCGCCAAGAAAUACACCGUGGCGGUGGACAUGUGGUCGGUGGGCUGCAACUUCGGGGAGUUGCUGUUGAAGCGGCCGCUCUUGCCGGGGAAGUGCGAGGAGCACCAACUCGUUCUCACCUGUGAGUUGCUUGGGACACCCACACCCAGAAUUUGGCCUGGUGUGGAAAAACUUCCGCAUUAUGCAGCCUCCAAAUUGCCGGAGAAUAUCUACAACAACUUGGGCCUGAAAUUUCCAGACCUUCCCGAUAGCUGCCUAGACCUCUUGAACCGCCUGCUGACCUUCGAUCCCCAGAAGCGUUCCAGUGCCAGCAGCUCGUUGCAACAUCUUUGGUUCAGCGAGGCGCCAGCUCCCCAGGAGCCGCACUACAUGCCAACCUUCCGGGAACAUCGGAAUGAGACGGCCAAUCCGCGCGGGCUGCCUGCUGCGGCCAAAGCGCCGGCCAAACGGCCGAUGGUGGCACGCUCCGCGGUCUUUGCAGCUGCCAAGAAGUUGAAGUCGUGCGUCUUUUGAAA